GAGUUUCGCCCUGCUCAACAAUUCUUCAUUCCAGCAAACAUUCACGACCAUGAGCGAAACAACUACGAAUGGUACCCCUGCGAAAAAGCAGCUCAUUCUCAAUGCUUUCGUAGAGUCAUGUNAGCGGACAUCAAUCUCCUGGCUUAUGGCGACACCCAGACGACCAGUCUACGAACUUCAAUAAGAUACAACAUUGGGUUAAGCUGGCUCAAUUGCUUGAAAAGGGCAAAAUUCAUGGCAUUUUCAUUGCCGAUGUNCUUAGGUGCGUAUGAUGUCUACAAAGGACCCCAGAACCCUGACCCGGCAAUCAUCUCUGGUGCUCAAUGGCCAGUCAACGAGCCUUUAGCGACCGUGCCUGCAAUGGCGGCAGCUACAGAGAACAUUGGCUUUGGUGUCACUGUUUCGACCACCUACGAGCAGGUAAGCAAUACUAAGCCACCUGCAACAUAUUGUAGGACAAGCAGACUGACAGCUGUUAGNCCUUAUCAUCUUGCUAGACGUCUGAGCACAGUUGACCAUUUGUCUGAUGGUCGCGUCGGGUGGAAUGUAAUUCUCAAUCCUCUUCUUCGGAAGAACCCAAGGACUAAUGAAACUGCGAUANNGGUCGUCACUGGAUAUCUCGAUUCAGCGGCUAGGAACCUCGGACGCACCGAACAACCAGAACACGAUGAUCGCUAUGCCAUGGCUGAAGAGUACAUCGAAGUAAUGUACAAACUGUGGCAGUCGUCCUGGAGAGACGAUGCUGUCAAGCUUGACCGCGAAAAGGUUGUCUACACCGAUCCAACUCUGGUCAGAAAGAUCGACCACGUAGGCAAAUAUUAUAACGUUCCCGGACCUCAUAUUUGCCAACCUUCUCCCCAGCGGACGCCAGUCAUACUUCAGGCAGGUACCUCCAAAGCUGGUAAAGAGUUCGGAGCNAAAAAUGCAGAAGCUAUCUUUGUAUCCGGCCACAGUCCUUCGGUUAUCGCAAAAAACAUCGCCGAGAUUCGAGCUUUGGCGAAGGAGAAGUAUGGCCGCGAUCCAAAGAGCAUCAAGUUCCUCGCCUUACUCUGUCCCAUCAUCGGCAAGACUCAGGAAGAGGCAGAUGCAAAGUACCAGGAAUACCUCAGUUAUGGCUCUGAAGAUGGCGCUUCUGCUUUGUUUGGAGGUUGGACUGGCAUUGAUCUUUCACAAUAUGGUGAUGAUGAAGAGCUUCGCCACGUGCAGUCCAAUGCAGUCAGAUCGGCUGUUGAGGGCUGGUCGAAGACUACACCAAAGGUUGCAAAGUGGACUAAGCACACUGUUGCCAACCAUAUCAAGGUCGGCGGUCUUGGAGCUACUGUUGUCGGCACUGCAGACGUUGUUGCGGACGAAAUGGAACGCUGGGUUCGAGAAGCCGAUGUGGAUGGUUUCAAUAUCGCGUACGCGUUAUUCCCCAGGACUUUUGAGGAGGUGAUUGAACAUCUGCUACCAGUCCUUAGGGAGAGAGGUUUGUUCUGGGAGGAUUAUGCUGUUCCGGGAGGCACAUACAGAGAGAACUUGUAUGGGAGGAAGGGGCUGGCUCGACCNCCUCAGGGUCAUCCUGCAGCGGCUUUCCAUUGGAAGGCAGAUUGA
Molecule: messenger RNA, 1593 nt
Organism: Aureobasidium vineae
Lineage: Eukaryota; Fungi; Ascomycota; Dothideomycetes; Dothideales; Saccotheciaceae
Source: the annotation of a GenBank genome assembly